AUGGCCCCCAGGUGCUGUGCGAGGCCACCGCCUCACCCACCUGGUCAGGCCUGGCUCUCCCCAGGAAGGAUGCUAGCCAUGGGAGUCCUGGCCAGCUUCUGGAUUCUCAGCCUCCUCACCUACGGUUACCUGUCCUGGGGCCAAGCCUUGGAGGGCGAGGAGGAAGCGGCCUUUGGACCUCAAGCUGGAGAGAGACCAGAGCCAAGCGCAGCUGCCACCUCCCAGCCCCAUCUCAUUUUCAUCCUCGCAGAUGAUCAGGGGUUUAGAGAUGUGGGAUACCAUGGAUCAGAGAUCAGGACACCCACUCUUGACAAACUGGCUGCCGAAGGAGUUAAACUGGAGAAUUACUACGUCCAGCCUAUUUGCACCCCAUCCAGGAGUCAAUUUAUUACUGGAAAGUAUCAGAUCCACACCGGCCUUCAGCAUUCUAUCAUCAGACCUACCCAGCCCAACUGUUUACCUCUGGACAAUGCAACCCUACCUCAGAAGCUGAAGGAGGUGGGAUACUCAACACACAUGGUUGGCAAGUGGCAUCUGGGUUUUUACAGGAAAGAAUGUAUGCCCACCAAGAGAGGAUUUGACACCUUUUUUGGCUCCCUCCUGGGGAGCGGUGAUUACUACACGCACUAUAAAUGUGACAGUCCAGGCAUGUGUGGCUAUGACUUGUACGAGAACGACAGCGCCGCCUGGGACUCCGACAAUGGUGUUUACUCCACGCAGAUGUACACCCAGAGAGUGCAGCAGAUCUUAGAGGCCCACGACCCCAGGAAGCCCAUAUUUUUAUAUAUUGCCUACCAAGCAGUCCACUCACCGCUGCAAGCCCCUGGCAAGUAUUUUGAGCACUACCGGUCCAUUAUCAACAUAAACAGGCGGAGGUAUGCUGCCAUGCUCUCCUGCUUAGAUGAAGCAAUCAACAACGUGACCCUGGCUCUACAGAGGUUUGGUUUCUACGACAACAGCAUUAUCAUCUACUCCUCGGACAAUGGCGGCCAGCCCACAGCGGGAGGAAGUAACUGGCCUCUCAGAGGCAGCAAGGGAACAUACUGGGAGGGGGGCGUUCGGGCUGUUGGCUUUGUGCACAGCCCACUUCUGAAAAACAAGGGCACGGUGUGUAAAGAGCUUGUGCACAUCACAGACUGGUACCCCACUCUGAUCUCACUGGCUGAAGGGCAGAUUGAUGAAGACAUCCAGCUGGAUGGCUACGACGUCUGGGAGACCAUAAGUGAAGGCCUUCGCUCUCCCCGCGUGGAUAUCUUGCACAACAUUGACCCCAUCUAUACCAAGGCUAAAAAUGGCUCCUUGGCAGCAGGCUAUGGGAUAUGGAACACUGCCAUCCAGUCAGCCAUCAGGGUGCAGCACUGGAAGCUGCUCACUGGAAACCCUGGCUAUAGUGACUGGGUUCCCCCUCAGUCCUUCAGCAACCUAGGGCCGAACAGGUGGCACAAUGAGCGGGUUACCUUGUCCACUGGCAAGACUGUGUGGCUGUUCAACAUCACAGCAGACCCGUAUGAGAGAGUGGACCUGUCCAGCAGGUACCCCGGCAUCGUGAAGCAGCUUCUCAGGAGGCUCUCCCAGUUCAACAAAACCGCAGUUCCAGUCAGGUACCCGCCCAAAGACCCCAGAAGUAACCCUCGGCUCAACGGAGGAGUCUGGGGACCCUGGUAUAAAGAAGAAAGCCAGAAAAAGAGGCCACACAAAAACAAGGCUGAGAAAAAGAAGAAAAGUAAGACGAAGAAGAAACAGCAGAAAGCAGGGAAACCAGCAAAUUUGGCUCAGUAAUGUAAGCCUCAGACUCUCUUUCCUGUUGGGCCAGCAAAGGACCCUGCC
Molecule: messenger RNA, 1827 nt
Organism: Condylura cristata (star-nosed mole)
Lineage: Eukaryota; Metazoa; Chordata; Mammalia; Eulipotyphla; Talpidae
Gene: ARSJ
Product: arylsulfatase family, member J
Exons: 3
Coding region: 1-1779 (592 amino acids)
Source: RefSeq, a predicted model, not a curated record